GGCGGCAGCGGACCAAUUGCGGGCGAGAGCCACCGCUAUCCAUUUGGGGCUUCUUACAACUCGCAUCCUGCGACCCAAAAAUUGAAAGACGUCACGCACUCGCACUCCUGUGCUGUAAUCGAAUUCUACCAUUACAACCAAUCUACCUCCUACCUAGUCAGCAGUCUCCUGCCCGUUACAAGCAUGAGGGAUGCCCUUUCGCCCGGCUUCUCUACCAUUGCCAGGUGUACCUCUCCGCCGCGCGAUCCCUUUUCUUCCUACGAAAUGCUUGUUAGAUGGAGCACGAGCACGCGGACGCUACUUCUCACAAACGCCUGCGGCACGACAGUCCGGUGAUGCUCCGAACCACUAUGCAGUACUUCAGAUCAAGCAGAAUGCUACCGCUGCCGAGUUAAAGAAGCAGUUCUAUGUGCUUUCGAAAGAAACACAUCCCGACAGGAAUCACAAUGACCCCAAGGCAGGAGAACGCUUCGCCCAGAUAAGCGAGUCGUACAGCGUGCUGGCAAAUCCGGAGAAGAGGAAGCGCUAUGAUCGAGAUGUGAUGCGCGUCCAUACACACCGACACAGUCAUGGCUCGCACUCGAGCCAUCAAAGGUCAACAUAUGCCGGUCAUCGUCCGGCCACCGGGCUAAGCAAGAGACGGAGCGCUUUUAAGGGCCCGCCUCCCUCUUUCUACGCACAUGGGAAGCCUUCCGCGAACACGACGAACCAGGCUCAUGCGAGUCAAGCUGGACCUCAGCCUCACAUGGGCGGAACGUUCAACACAGGCGCCUACACAGAAGACGGCCGAUUUGAUCCGGCCUUCGAUGCUCAUAGCACCUACAAAACGCAGACACACGAGGACUAUAGAAGGGCAAAUAGACGUGCGGUGGAAUUGGCUGCCGCAGAGGCAUCCAUCGAGGCCGAUAAUUUCUGGGGACGAUUUAUCGUCGUCUCAGCCAUCAUAGUCUUGGGUGUCUCUGUCGGGACCAUUGUGGUGUCGAUGGCGAACUCCCCUCGAGGCGGGCUUACUCGAGCAGACGGAAGUCGCAGAGACGGACCCAGGAACGAUUGGACGAAAGGUUAGCAGGAUUGUAUCGAUAGACCUUCAAUAUUGUAUAAAGAGGGGCGCAAUGGAGGACGAGAUUCGCUUGUGGGAUUGAUUCGAUCAACACAGGACCAUGACGGUCGCCCAUGAAUCGCGAUCACUAAAAUGGCCAGAUGCCAUGUCUUCUUCUAUGCCUCUUUGUACAAUCUGAUCCAGUGUGGCUACGGAAAUACAGUUGAGUGGUGCAUGCGCUUAUCCCUCGAACGUGAACGACGCACCAACCUUGUGCGCAGCUUGGUUGAGGUUUUGGGUAUCGAGCGAAGCACCGAGUCCAAGGGUGACACCGGUUCCGAGCUUGACGUUGUAGGCAAGGGCGGCGAUACCACGGUCGUUGAUUUUGGCCU
Exophiala viscosa is the source of this 1431-nucleotide messenger RNA. RefSeq names its product molecular chaperone DnaJ. The record is from RefSeq and is a predicted model, not a curated record. The transcript has a single exon. NCBI's taxonomy places the organism in Eukaryota, Fungi, Ascomycota, Eurotiomycetes, Chaetothyriales, Herpotrichiellaceae. The coding region runs from base 191 to 1066 and encodes 291 amino acids.